AGCCGCACGAAAGAACAAUGCGCGAUACGAGAACCAAUAAACUUCACAUCCCCCAGCUGAAUUUGCAAGCGGCUAAAUAUCUCGAUAGCAUUCUAAGCGUGAUACCAAAAUGUCAUUGCCGUCGUUCCUCUACUCCCAGAUCUUCGUGGGUCUACCUGUGCCCGACCAUGACUUCACGGGCCAAACCAUCAUCAUUACCGGUGGUAGCACGGGUCUUGGUCUUGAAGCAGCUCGUCAUUUUCUGCGGUUGAAUGCAUUGCAUAUCGUCCUAGGCGUGCGGAGCAUGGAAAAAGGCAAGGCCGCCAAAGAAGACCUCGAAACCUCAACAAACCGCCCAAACACCGUCCGUCUCGAACAUAUCGAUAUGGACCGCUACGACUCAGUCAAGGCCUUCGCAUCCACAAUCCAAAACACCGUACCCAAAGUCGACGUCCUUCUGUUGAACGCCGGCAAAAUCGCCGAGCAAUUCUACCUGGCCGAGGAAGACGAAAGCACCAUCACAGUCAACGUCGUCUGCACAGUUCUCCUGGGCCUCCUCCUCCUCCCCAAACUCCGCGAAUCAGCGUCCCCUAAUGGCCCCAUACCACGGCUCUGCUUCGUAUCCUCCGAUCGCCACGUCAUGACCAACCUCCCCGAAUGGAAAACAGAAGACACCUUCGCAGCACUCCGCGCCCAAACUGAUUCCGGCGCCGAUGACCGCUACUACGCCUCCAAACUGCUUAAUGUGAUGAUGUUCCGCCAGCUCGCCGAGGAGAUCGCAUCUUCCACGCCGCGCGUUGUAGUUAAUGGCUUCACGCCUGGGUACUGCGCUACGGCACUUAUCCGGGAGACGCAGGGGUUCUGGGGGUGGCAGCUUUAUGUGAUGAAGUUGACGAUUGCGAGGACUAUUGAGGUGGGGUCGAGGACGUUGGUGCAUGCGGCAAGUCUGGGAUGGGAGGGGCAUGGGAAGUAUUUGAAUGAUUGCAAGAUUGAUGAGGGUGCUCUGUCGUCGUUCGUACGCAGUGAAGAGGGAAAACAGGCGCAGGUCAAGGUGUGGAAGGAGUUGUUGUACAAGUUGGAGAGGAUAUCGCUGGGGAUAUCGGGGAAUCUGUCUGGUCAUUAACUGGGUAUCUUGAGACAGGGCUAGGGCUGCAAGUAAGCAAACAAUUCCCACACAGAUGUCUUUCUCCCAGUCUCUUUUGGUUUCGUAUCUCUCGUUUUCCAUGUAUCUGGUUAGCUAGUGCUUUUUGUAGUUAGCCAUAAUAGCCUAUUGAUCUCUAAUUAUCCAACCUUUUCC
Aspergillus glaucus CBS 516.65 is the source of this 1276-nucleotide messenger RNA. RefSeq lists its product as uncharacterized. The record is from RefSeq and is a predicted model, not a curated record. The coding region runs from base 110 to 1102 and encodes 330 amino acids. Lineage: Eukaryota; Fungi; Ascomycota; Eurotiomycetes; Eurotiales; Aspergillaceae. The transcript is spliced from 2 exons.